Durio zibethinus is the source of this 1360-nucleotide messenger RNA. Its product is annotated as cysteine protease RD19A-like. NCBI's taxonomy places the organism in Eukaryota, Viridiplantae, Streptophyta, Magnoliopsida, Malvales, Malvaceae. Gene Ontology annotation, biological process: proteolysis. The record is from RefSeq and is a predicted model, not a curated record. Gene Ontology annotation, molecular function: cysteine-type peptidase activity.
AAUCUGGGAACCACCGUCUGUUCGAUUGUAUCUAGUCCGUGCUCAUUCACUUAACGAAAGCUCUUUCCUUUAGCCCUUUCACCAAAAAUGGACCGCCUCUUUCUUGUCUUCCUCCUCUCCUCUGUCGUUGCUUCGGUUGUCAUCGCCGACGUCAUGAACGAUGAUGACCCACUGAUCCGUCAAGUCGUAUCCGACGGCGGCGUGGAGGAAGAUCCCGAUGAUCACCUCCUCAACGCUGAGCACCACUUUACGCUGUUCAAAUCCAAGUACGGAAAGACCUACGCCACCCAGGAGGAGCACGAUUACCGGUUGGGAGUCUUCAAGGCUAACUUGCGCCGGGCCAAGCGUCAUCAGCUCUUGGACCCCAGCGCCGUCCACGGCGUCACGAAGUUCUCCGAUUUAACUCCGUCGGAGUUCCGCCGUCAGUUCCUUGGGUUGAAACCGCUCAAGCUCCCAGCCGAUGCUCAAAAAGCUCCUAUCCUUCCGACCGAAAACUUACCUGAGAACUUUGACUGGCGCGAUCACGGCGCCGUUACUGGCAUUAAAGACCAGGGCUCAUGUGGAUCAUGUUGGUCGUUUAGUACAACCGGAGCUAUGGAGGGAGCCCAUUUCUUGGCGACAGGCGAGCUUGUCAGCUUGAGUGAGCAGCAGCUUGUUGAUUGUGAUCACGAGUGUGAUCCACAAGAAUAUGGUGCGUGUGACUCAGGGUGUAAUGGUGGGCUGAUGACCACUGCUUUCGAGUACACUCUAAAAGCUGGUGGGCUUCAGAGAGAGGAGGACUAUCCUUACACUGGGAAUGACCGUGGUCCUUGCAAAUUUGACAAGAGCAAAAUUGCUGCCUCUGUUUCUAAUUUUAGUGUCAUUUCCGUUGAUGAGGAUCAAAUCGCUGCAAAUUUGGUGAAGCGUGGACCUCUUGCAGUGGGUAUCAAUGCAGUUUUCAUGCAGACAUAUUUACAUGGGGUUUCAUGCCCAUACAUUUGUGGGAGGCAUUUGGAUCAUGGAGUGCUUCUUGUAGGGUAUGGAGCUGCUGGCUACGCCCCAAUCCGACUUAAGAACAAGCCUUACUGGAUCAUUAAGAAUUCCUGGGGAGAAAACUGGGGAGAGAACGGAUAUUACAAGAUCUGCAAGGGUAACAAUGUUUGUGGAGUGGACUCCAUGGUGUCAACUGUAUCUGCUAUUACCCUGUAAAUAAAUGUAAAAGUAUUAGUCAAUGCCUAGGACUCCUAGAUAUGCUAUGGCUUGAAACUGAUUUUUACUUACGCGUUCUUAUUAAGACUUAUGAUUAUGUAUCUAUAUAUGAAAAGGUAUAUUGGUAAAUGGAUGAUAAUUUCUCUGAGGCAGGCCAAUGCCUGAAUCGAAA